Messenger RNA from Salvelinus namaycush (lake trout), 1013 nucleotides. Its product is annotated as ras-associated and pleckstrin homology domains-containing protein 1-like. The annotation marks the transcript as partial. Lineage: Eukaryota; Metazoa; Chordata; Actinopteri; Salmoniformes; Salmonidae. The record is from RefSeq and is a predicted model, not a curated record. The transcript has 14 exons. Gene Ontology annotation, cellular component: cytosol; plasma membrane.
AUGGAUCAGCUGUCAGACGAGGAGCUGGACCAUACAGAGGGAGGAGGAGGAGAGGAGGAGGACAGUGAUAAAGAGGAUCAGGAUCUAGACAAGAUGUUUGGAGCCUGGCUGGGAGAGCUGGAUAAACUCACACAGAAUCUAGAUGAUGGCUUCACAGAGACUGUAAAGAAGGCCCCUCAGAAGGCCCCUCUCAGAGAGGAGACCAACAUGGCUAACUUCUGUAACCGCUUCUCCAUGUACAACAUCAACGAGGCUCUAAACCAGGGUGGCGACAAUGUAGACCUGGAUUCCCUGAUGGCAGACCUGUGUUCCAUAGAGCAGGAGCUAACCACCAUCGGCAAGCCAAACGCCAAGCUCCGCCAAAAACCCACCGCCGGGCGCAGCAGCAGUGCCAAGGGGCACGGUGGAGCUGGAGGUAGUGGAGGAGGCACCUCCAGCAGCGGGGACAGUACCUCCUCCAGUACCCGGGCCUCACCGGCCUCUACGGUGGCAGCUCGCCACGGGCGCCCCAUGGCUUCCAACCUGUCCCUGGAUGAUAUCACGGCCCAGCUGGAGCAGGCGUCUCUUAGUAUGGACGAGGCUGCUAGACAGAGCUCCCACUCCCUGGCCAGCGUCUCUUCCAGCUCCACCUACUCCACCAUGCGGAGGCCCGCCUCCCACCAUCACACACACCGCCGGACAGGCUCGGUGGGGACGGUCAGCGAACACGAGGCCCUGUCUUUCUCCCUCUCGUCUCGGUCGUCGGUGAACUCUGCGUCGGCCAGCAGCAUGGAUUCUCUGGAUAGGCCCUCGGAACAGGACGGGGUCACGCCUACACAACAGGGACCCAAUCAGGGCCCCCCGGGCAACACCGAGGAAGAACAGGCUGCCAAGACCAAGGCAGAGAAGAUCCGUGUGGCUCUGGAGAAGAUCAAGGAGGCCCAAGUUAAAAAGGAGAUCAGGAGAUCAGGAGAUCAGGAGAUCAGGAUAUCAGGAGAUCAGGAGAUCAGGAGAUCAGGAGAUCAGGAGAUCAG